Lynx canadensis (Canada lynx) is the source of this 1025-nucleotide messenger RNA. RefSeq names its product ribosomal protein L26 like 1 (gene RPL26L1). Gene Ontology annotation, molecular function: RNA binding; structural constituent of ribosome. NCBI's taxonomy places the organism in Eukaryota, Metazoa, Chordata, Mammalia, Carnivora, Felidae. The record is from RefSeq and is a predicted model, not a curated record. Gene Ontology annotation, cellular component: ribosome; cytosolic large ribosomal subunit. The transcript has 5 exons. Bases 60 to 497 code for a protein of 145 amino acids. Gene Ontology annotation, biological process: ribosomal large subunit biogenesis; cytoplasmic translation.
CCCUCACUUCCGGCCUUGCGCGCGCGCCGUCUGAGCCUGACUGGUGCAAGACGGCCAGCAUGAAGUUCAACCCCUUCGUGACCUCGGACCGCAGCAAAAACCGCAAACGCCACUUCAAUGCUCCCUCGCACGUGCGCAGGAAGAUCAUGUCUUCCCCGCUCUCCAAGGAGCUGCGGCAGAAGUACAACGUCCGCUCCAUGCCCAUCCGCAAGGACGACGAGGUCCAGGUGGUUCGAGGACACUACAAAGGUCAGCAAAUAGGCAAGGUAGUCCAGGUGUACAGAAAAAAGUAUGUCAUCUACAUCGAGCGAGUGCAGCGUGAGAAGGCUAAUGGUACAACUGUUCAUGUGGGCAUUCACCCCAGCAAGGUAGUUAUCACCAGGCUAAAACUGGACAAAGACCGGAAAAAAAUUCUUGAACGCAAAGCCAAAUCUCGACAAGUUGGAAAAGAGAAAGGCAAAUAUAAGGAAGAACUUAUUGAGAAAAUGCAGGAGUGAAUAUAACCUGUUGUGCAACCACGGUUUAACUGUAGAUUUUUAGUCUGGAGUCGGUCUUGGCUUGUUGUCAGCAACCCGUUCACUACAAAUGACGGACCAGAGCUUUGAGAGCUGUCAUUCCCACCACCACCAGCCCCCCACGGGCAACCAGAUCACUGCCAGAAUGCUUGUAUUGAGCCAUGUGAGUAAUAGUGCAUGGUGAAGAGCAGGAGCUCAGCAUCACAUGUGAGUUCUAAUCCCGGCGCUGUCAGUUCCCAGUUGUGUGCCCUUGGGCAAAUUGCUCAACCUCAGGGCCUCAGUGUUGUCAUUUACAAGAUGGAAAUAAAAGGAGUUACCACUUCACUGAGUUGUCAGACUUAACACCCGAGAUACCACGUGUAGAGCAGAGAGCUCAGCAAACUUUAGCUUUUCUUUUAAAGGAGAUGGGCAGUAGGUUUGUUUGCAGGAGCUGAGGGAAAACGUUUUCUCAGGGGAGCUCAGAUAAAUGCCGGUUGGUUUGGGUUUUUUUGUUUUUUGUUUUUAAGAUUU